CGCGGCGCGCCGGCUCUUUUUCCGCCGUCUCGCUGUGUCACUGUUCCGCGCUCUCUCCCUUCGGCAGCCUAAGUUCAGUUGCCCGCUCCUGCUUUAGUCGCUGCCGGCCGGGCCCGAUGGAGUACCUCAUCGGCAUUCAAGGGCCCGACUUCGUGCUGGUGGCCGCCGACACCAUCGCCGCCUCCAGCGUCGUCCAGAUGAAGCGCGGUCAGUCCCUGGGAAGCGGGGGGUGGGGUGGAGAAAAGUGAGGGCAGGGGCCUGUCAGAGCGGGCGGGGGGCGGUCAGCGGGCCGAGCGCUUGCUUCGCACGCGUAGUGUUGGUGAGAUCUAUCCCUGGCGUCUCCGCUUCUUCGAAAACGAAACUGAAUCCAGGCUAAGUUAGUCUCAUUCGAGUUCCCGUUGGUGGAAUCGGUGGGAUUUGGCCUAGUAGUAGUUACCUUUCCACGCAGGACCUGCAUUCCAACCCGGUAGUUAUACAGUGGUACCUCAGGUUACAUACGCUUCAGGUUACAGGCUCCGCUAACCCAGAAAUAGUACCUCGGAUUAAGAACUUUGCUUCAGGUUGAGAACAGAAAUCGUGCUCCGGCAGCGCAGCAGCAGCAGGAGGCCCCAUUAGCUAAAGUGGUGCUUCAGGUUAAGAACAGUUUCAGGUUAAGAACGGACCUCCGGAACAAAUUAAGUACUUAACCCGAGGUACCACUGUAUUUCGGUUUCCUUCGCCAUAAGGCCCCAAGGUGGGCUACAGCAUUGCAAAUAGUUUGAAACAGAUGAUAGUUGCAAUAAUAUGGUGGGCACCCCAAGGUGAAGAGGUGCGGCUUCUCGAACGCUGUGUAAUGAAGAUCCCAGGCGCACUUCGGUGUGGAGAUGAUUCCACAACUUAGGGGAGGGAGUGCAGUUCAGUACCAGAGCACGUGCUUUCUGUGCAGGGAGCAUGGCUGUCAACGUUUCCUUUUUUUAAAGGGAAAUUCCCUUAUUCUGAAUAGGAUUCCUCGCAAGAAAAGGGAGAAGUUGACAGCUAUGGCAGGGAGUACCAGGUUCGGUUUUUGCAAUCUUCACUUUAAGGAGAAGGGUGAUACAAAAACAUCUCCGCAGAAUAUAGAUGGGUAUGCAGGAGGGGUCUUGGAAAUCCCGGAAAGUCACAACUGGUCAUAGUUGUGGUUGUGGGUCUAGGUAUAAAGCAGCUCCUUUUCUUCCUGUAUUAUUUCAUGGGAAUGGGCAUAGCUCAGUGGAAGAGCACAUGCUUUGCAUGCAGAAGAUCUGAGAUUCAAUAUUCAGUUAAAAGGUCUAUGUAGCAGGUGAUGGGAAAGUUCCUUUAUCUUGGAGAGCUCCUGUCAGACAGUACUGAGCUAGAAAGGCAACUUGGCUGAUCUUGCUUCCUAUAUUCCUAGCAGUUAGAUUGGGAUGGACUUCCAGGAUCCACUUUUUCCCCCACCAGCCAUAAGCUUGUGCAAAAGACAUGCAAGGGCUUUAACGCAGUGACAGAGGAUGGGCUCUGCAUGUAGAAGUUUGCAGGUUCCGUCUCAUACCCUAGUGAGCUCCUGGUAGAAAGUGCUGGGUCAGAUGGCCCAAUGGUCCAGCUCGGCGCAAGGCAGCUUCCUAUAUUUCCACUUAAAAUGAAUGGAUUAUGAGAUGAAGAAUAUUUGUUGAGCACCAGAGUUGAGCUGUCUUGGCACAGAAAAAUCCACUUACGCCAAACUUUAACUGCAUCGUACAACAUGAGAUCCAUUUCUUAUUUAAAUGCCCAUAGGCUGUCCAUGUCCAAAGUGGGGUUAAGUGGGCUCUGUUAAUUUGAACUGUUGGAUAGAAGUGUUGAUGGAACAGUUUGUAAUGGUGAGGAUGAGCAAACAUGCAUUUAUCAGAAUUCCUUCUUCUUCACAACUAUUAAAAGACGUAGGAGCCAUGACCUCCUUUGCAUUUGGUUGUUCUCUUUCUAUAAACGAGCCCUGAAUAAAAUAGAAAACAGAAGUGAUGAAAUUGCUGUAUAUCAUAUUCAAUUAAAGCUAGUGAUAUAGGGUAGAAAAAAUUCUAAUGCCUUAUUUUCCUGUAUAUUUUAUUUAGAAAUGCAUAGUUUCAUAAAAUGAGAGGCCAAAUGCCUGGCCUGCAGUGGCAGGGCUUGAUGGAGUGGGAUGGCCACCACUACUAUAUCCACAGUCCUGGUGUGCAUGUUGAAAGGGGAGAGGGCAUUAAAAAUGCCUCUUCUCUGUACCAGCUCCAAGGCUCGUGCAAGAAAGAAGCUCAGCAGCUCAGGAUCCAGCUAUUUCUAUGCCAUUUUGGGGGUGUCCACUGACUACAGCUGCUUCACCAGGUGCACUGUGGUGCUUCUCAUCAGCAGGGCAGCAGAGUGGAGGCCAGCAAGGCUGGGCAGAGGGACACUGUCUCAUUCAAACCUCCCGCGCAUGACAGAUCAGGGGUUUAGAUUGCUCUGUCCGUCUGCAGUGUAAUUAAUGUGAUGCAAGUUAAAUUGAGCAACUGGAAUGAAUACAAUACUACGUGCAGCAAUUCAAGUGUGGUAAAAUAUGUAUGCUAAUAGCUUGUAGGACUUUCAUUUCCCUCACCCCAAAGUUUAAAUAAUGUAAGGGGAGCGUGUGCUAUUGAGUUGCCGUUCCAAGUAAAGUCUUCAAUUUGUUUUAAUGCACCAUUUUAAACUGUACUAAGUGCACUUUAUCAUUUUUUCCAUAUUAUUUCAGUACUUCCAGCUACAUUUAGCUAUUGGAAAAACUUUUUUUGAGAGUUAUAUAGCAUAUAAAACUAAUGUAACAUACUACUUACAAUCAGAGCACCACACUUUUAUGGCAAUUGGUGUGUGUUUUUUAAUUUAUUGAUUAUUGGAAAACUCAUCACUUGUAAGUCUCAACCCAAAAGUUGGAUACCAGUGCUCUAGGUCAACUCCCAUCAGCCCCAGCCAGCAUGGCCAAUGGUUAGAGAUGAUAAGUCCAGCAACAUCUUGAGUUUUGCAGUUUCCCAUUCUUCUAUAGAUUACAUUUAUUGUUGCAGGUGGAACCUGCCACCAAAUGUUGCAUUGUGUAGUGCUUCUUUUCAAUAUUUCAGCUUCCCAUAUAAAGUACUACAAAACUUUCCCGCUUGUUUUCAAUUACUGUAUACCCCCAUUCUAAAAAACCCCCAACCCUGUCAGCCAGCAUUCAGUGGCCACUGAGCAUGCUCAGAAGUCAAGGGUUUUUUCAGGAGGUCCACCCUCCUUGGACUCAGGGAAUUUCGAAUGCUGGAGUGAUUUGUUUGUACCUCAGUAGCCCGAUGGGCAACAUUCCUUGUUAGUGCAUUAUGCAGGGCAGCCUUUGCCAACCCGGCGCUCUUCAGAUGUGUUGAACCUCAACUCCCAUCAGGCCAGCUGUACUGGCUGAGGCUGAUGGGGCUUAUAGCCCAACACAUCUGGAGGGCACCACAUUGAGCCUUUUGCUUUUGAGAACUGGUGACAAAGACUCUCUUGGCAUUUUGUUAGCUUUCCCAUUCAGAUCCCAGGAAAAAUCUCUCUCUCUCUCUCUCUCUGUGUGUGUGUGUGUGUGUUUAAAUUAUUUUAACAGCUGCAAAAUACUCUGCUAAUCCUGUUAAAGGAUGGAACGUAUCAGAAACUCUUAAACAUGUCCUCCAGGGAAGAUUAUUCAGCAGUAAACAGCAAAUGAUGGAGAGGUUCUGAUACGGAGAUUUAGACUGUUCUGUGGAGGGGAUCCUAAAUACAUAGAAUGUUGCUUUUCCCAAAGACACAAGGGGCUUCUGGGAAAUGAAUUUAAUACAUUUAUCUAUCAUCUAGUUAAUGCAGGCUGAGGAUAAGAUGAGAUUGCAGAACCAUUAGUGGCAUAUGAAAGCAUUCUUCCUCUGAUUGGUUGUAGUAAUAGUAAAGUCUUUUUCUUUUUAAAAAACCACUUAUUUUUCCAAAAUUUUAUUUCCAGAGGAAAAUGCAUCUUAGUGAUUUUCAUGACUUUCUACCCCUCUCCCUCCCCAUGACUUUCAGCACUUCCUAAACUCUACUACUGCUUUCAGACUUCUUUUCCUUAUCGUUUUUUUACUGCUGCCAACGAAUUAAUCAUCUGUCUGUCACUGAUUGAUCUAGUAAUUGUAAACAUUUAUAUUAUGAAAAUGUUGGGUUGGAUGGCUGUUUAAAGAUAAAAAAAACUUAUUUAAGUUCUUCAGAUCUGAUUCUGUAAUUAAUCCACAAGUGUGCAAGUCUUGUUUAUUCAAUAAGUUACUAAUGUUUUAACUUUGCCCAUGCAGGGGAAAAUAGCCCUCUGCUCAUUUUGCUCUCACUCUGUCUCUCAAAAUGAAACACUUCACUGUAGCUUGUCCUUAUUUCUGACUGGUGUGUUUUUCCUCCAUCCUCUUGAUUUAGAUCAUGACAAGAUGUUCAAGAUGAGUGAGAAAAUCUUGCUUCUAUGUGUUGGGGAGGCUGGGGACACUGUCCAGUUUGCAGAGUAUAUCCAGAAAAAUGUCCAGCUCUACAAGAUGAGGAAUGGUGAGUACUGUGUGGUGCUGUGCCACUGAACGUAUAGAGUAGAAUAAAUAAGUCUAGGAUUCUGCAUUGGUAAGCUGUAUGCUUUCUAAACACUUCAGACAAAACCCACAAGACUUAUGAUUAUGUUAGAUCCAGGCUGAUAACUCUCUCUCACCCCAGAUUUGGCAUGCACCUUGAUUUGGCUCAGUUGCAGAGAAUGGAUCUGUGCCCCCUCCCCGCCAUGUCUCAAAUCUGUCACUCUAGCAGUCUUCUUUCCCCACUUCUCAUGAAUGACACUGCUGAGAGUCUAUAGAGCACUUCUGCCAACUUGGGGGGAAAUUUACAUGCUUGCAGUUCUUUUCGACUCUUAAGAGUCAGUCUGCACAUCCGGAACAGUAGCAUAACUGGGGUGUUUUACGUCAAGGUCAAGGUUUGGGGUGGGCUCCCAUAGUUAAUUUCCCCCAUCUGUAUUCAAAGAGCAAGCAGACUCUCUGUCCUUAGGAGACUAGUACUUCAAGAAUAGGAAAGUAGGAUAAAUACACACAUUUUCUAAGUGGAGGGAGUUUUUUUACUUGAGUCAUUCAAAAUAUUGAUUUCCUAUCCACCCACCCACAGUUUGGGGAGGGAGAGUCCUAAAAGAGUGUUACUAGAUAAUUCUUCAUCCUUGGAUUAACUCAUGUCUUCCAAACACCCUUGGUGCCCAUGUUCCCUCACUUCUACCUAUGUGAUCACAGACCUUGUAAUCAACUACAAUUGCACAAAAGCAGAAUUUGCCAUUACAUAAUUCAAUUUCACCUGAAACCAGCAACUGUCUAGAAGUUGCUGCAUGCAAACUGUGAUUCCAGCAUUGGACUAGAUGGCCCUUUGGGUCCCUUCUAUCUACAAUUCUAGCUGUUCUCUCCCUCCAUAGACCUGGAAAGGAAGUAACAUUAGAUGCCCAGGUGACAAGGCUGCUGACAUUCUCUGCCCCAACUCAUCUGUUGAGGAAUGCUUCUGGUCCUGACUGCAAGAGGUUGGAGUAUCAUUGCUCCACUUGUAGUAUUUGUUCAAUGAUUUUUUUUAAAACAAAUACUGUUCUUUUCUUUGCAAACCAGCUGAAGAUGUUGCUGUACAUAGGUUAGGUAUUCUCCUAGAAUGAAUUUCCACUCACCUUCUGUUUGUUAGCAGCCUUGUACCUGGCGCUUAGGAAUUCCAAGAAAUAAAAAUAUCAGUGCAGCUUUGAAAUCAGCAGUUAAAAUCAGUGUAGUUUUGAAAAGUUCAGUUUGCCAUCUUGAUUCAAAAUGUCUUCCACUUGCAUCCAAACAGCUGAAAGCCUCUGUGAUAUCUCAAGAGGUGUCCAAAUGAACAGCAAACAAAUUGCCAAAAUAUAUAGUAGAUGAUUAUUUCCUUUUCUUAACAGGGUAUGAAUUGUCUCCGACUGCAGCUGCCAAUUUCACACGCCGAAAUCUGGCUGACUAUCUGCGGAGUAGGGUAAGUAAGGCAGCUUUCAGAAGUUGUGCUUUCUCUCUGUUCAGGAGGUCCCCUUGACCUUUCAGUGUGCGAUGGGUCAUGGGGGCUUCUGGAAGGGGGGAGAAUCAUCUACAACAAGGUUGGGUAGCACUCCUCUCCACCAGCAGUCCCUGCCCCAUGUUCAGAGUAGUGAAGGGGAGAGCAGGAGAUUGGGAGUUUUCCUUCUGCAAACAAACAUGGAUACAUAUGCUGUAAUGUUAUUGUUUUAGUUAAAUAAACUGUUUAAAUUGUUAUUAAGGAAAUGAUAAUUUUUCUCCUUCCAAUAAAGUACAGCAGAAAAGUUGUCCAAAUAUAAACAGUUAAUUUACUAAACCUCACAAUAAUUUCAUAAUUAUCUGUUAAUGUACCGUAGAUUCCGGUGUAUAAGGCGACUUUUGAACCCCGGAAAAUCUUCUCCAAAGUCGGGGGUCGCCUUAUACACCGGGUAUGGGUGGCGCGGAGCAGAGCCCGACCCCCGCUGUGGUGGCGGGCAGCGGGCUUGGCUCCAUGCCGGGUGGCUUUCUCCUGGUGCGGAGCUGAGCCCGCCCCCUGUUGCUGCCCAGCGUAUUGGGCAACUGGACUUAUAAGACGAAUCCUCAAAUUGCAGCUGCCAGUUGGGGGGGGGUCUCCUAAUCCAGUCAGUCGCCUAAUACGCCGGAAUCUACGGUAUUUCUAAUAGUAUAACCAAAUCAGUAAUUUUUGCUAUAACUGUAAAAACUACUCUGAAAAUUUAUUAUUCCAAAAAUGAAACCUUCAUCUGGUUGUAAAUAUUAAGAUUAUACCAGCAAGAAUGAGUCUUCAUAUAUAUAUAUAUAUGAUUUAAAUCAAGUCUUACUGACUAGUGAUUUAAAUCAAAUCCACCCUGUCAGCUAUGCAGUGGGACCACUCUGCCAAAUGUACAGGAGCUUGCAUGUUGGCUUUCCCUUACAGACAAUGGCACAUAGUACUUACAGUUGCUCUAGGAAAAGCAGGUUCAAAGUUGGGAGCCAAUCUAAUAGCACGGCUCUGAACCUGCCACUGCCAUACAGGCAAUGAACCAGGGAAUAAGGCGAAUAUAAUCAGGAUAUUUGAAUGUGUGUGUGUGUGUGUGUGUGUGUGUAUAUAUAUAUAUUUUUUGAGUGCUGCGUUUACCUUUUAGUGAAGGUGGCAGUUGGGAACGGGUAGCAGGCAUUGCUGAGUCUGUGUUGCUUCACAGGGAUGUGAAAGCAUGUGCCAUUUCAAAUGGUUCUUAAAUGGUUACGGUACUGAGUGAUAUAUUUUAACUGAAAAUAGCCUUUCUCCUCAUUUAUGUGCUGUCACCCACUUUUUAACCAAAUAUGCAUUUGGGGAUCCAUAUUUUAAUCCUUUGCCUUUUAUAUGCAUGGUGGUAGUGGUCCUGUUGUGACCCACCUUGGAUCAGGCCUCAACUCAACCUGCCAGCUGAAGACCAGUGUGCUACAUAUUUGCAAACACAAGUGCCAAAAUGUUUAUUUGGUGUCAUAUGUGAAAGCUUCCCAAAGGGAGGCUGCUUGGACCCCCAUCACUAAACUAAACUAAAUUUGAAACCCUGUGCCAAGGGUAAUAGAGGAAGGGCUGUACCCCAGAGUUUACAUGAAACUGCAUUAUACUUAGUAUUUAUACAAUGUGUUUAAUUGUCAAAGCUCUUAACAUGCAGUGGGCUACAUCCAAAUGUCUCAACAAGCCAUGCUCCAAACAAGGGAAACUUGAUUUGUUCCUAACUAUGAACAGAAACUUGUACUUUCCUUCCCUUGUGCUCAGUUUGUUGUGACAUCUGAACGCAGCUGCUUUGUAUCUAUAUUACAUUUGAAUUGAUUUUAUGUGUGUGCUGCUGUUGUUUUAAACUGUUUUAUAUAUGCAGUGUUUAAAACUGUUUAUAUAUGCAACCUUCUUACACUGUUGUAUUGUAAUAGUAUAGGACACAAUUCAUAAAUGAAAUUAAUCAUCAUCAUCAUCACCACCUUGUACAUUUUCACAACAGCCCUGUAAGGUAGGACAGUAGUAUACUCAUAAUGCAGAUGCGAUGUUCAGGCAGUGGUUAUCUUAAGCCUGCCUAGUGAAAUGAUAGCAGUGGUAUGAUUCAGACCUUCCUGACUUGUAGCUACUACUCUACACCUGCUGUGAGCCAAUGAGCAUUAAGGUUAAUCAGGCCUCCACAGAAAAGCAAAGAAAUCAUUCCUGUUUUCCUUUUUUCUUCUGUUGCAUCUCUUUAUCAUUGCAGUAUUUCUUCUCCAGGUCUUUCUGAUAUGACAUUUGUUCUUUGCUUUAAAAAAAGUAAAAUUGCAGGCAUGUGCCUACUCAUGACUGAGUGCUGCAGGGCAGAACGCACCACAUAAAAAUGGAGAUUGCAUGUGACCAGCCUCUUCUUUAGAAACAGACAGCUGCUUUUUUCACCAUGGUUGUUGUUGGGGUAGCAGCAAGCAGUUAAUAACUGAGUGUUCUGCAAACUGGGUUUGGUAUCUUUUUGCUAUGGGGCAAAGGCAUUUCACAAAAAGGUGCCUUGCAAGAGCUGAAACCAUAUUUGUGACCGUAGAAACAUGCAGAUAACAGAAUUACAUCUACCAUGAACAUUAUUUAUUCAACAAAAUUUAUAUAUCACUUGAAAAAAACUUUAAAAUAUAUAAAAUAAAAUAUUAAAACUCUUGAUAAAAUACAGUUAAAAACAGGUAUUUUAAAACAUCUGAAAGAGUUUUAGAAUCAACAGUAGCUAAAAACCCAGUCAGCUAGGUGGGGUACAAAUAAAAUUAUUGUUGUUGUUAAAAAAUAAGGUAGGUGUACUACUAUUUGUCAGUAUGGACUUGCUUAAACAGGUGCCAAAAAGAAUACAGCGAAGGCAGAGAGUUCCAAAGUGUAGGUGCUGCCAUGAGAAAAGAUUUAUUUCUUAUUGCGGUGUGAGCAUUUCCUGGAACUGUAACAGUGCCACUUCCACAGAUGACAGUGGUCUAGUGGGCACAAAUGGGGUAAGGUAAUCUGCAAGUACAGUGGUACCUCGGGUUAAGAACUUAAUUCAUUCUGGAGGUCCGUUCUUAACCUGAAACUGUUCUUAACCUGAGGUACCACUUUAGCUAAUGGGGCCUGCCGCCGCCACACAAUUUCUGUUCUCAUCCUGAAGCAAAGUUCUUAACCCAGGGUAUAUUUCUGGGUUAGCGCAGUCUGUAACCUGAAGCGUCUGUAACCCGAGAUACCACUGUAAACUGGUUCUAAGCUGUUAAGGGCUUUAUAUAUUAAUUGUAACAGCUUGAUCGUCAACUAGUAAGUAGGAACACUGUUGCUGGAUCUGACUGUGCUUAUUCCAGCAUUUUGUUCUAACUGCAACCAUCCAUAUACCACUUGAUGUCUGGAUACUCACAAGUGAGGCAGACACCUUUGCCUGUGCUUAUUCCAGAUAUUGCACCAAAUCUGAAAGUACAUUUUCACGGAAGUCUGAACUCAGACUUGAGAGAGAGAGAACGCCUUUCAGUGACAAAAUAUAUUAGUAGGAAGAUUGUUGAGACUUCCUGAAUUGAAUUUUGGGGAAAUGUGUGACUUAGUGCAGUAGACAUCUUCAAAAGUAAAAUUGGCUUACUGUACUUACUGUAACUUCAGUGGGUUGUGGAUUUCCCACUCAUUUUAAUUAAUGGGCCUGAAUUACCCAUGUCCAUUAAUUUCAAUGGAUCUGCUCCAAGUAGGACUAACAUUGGCUACAUACAGCCCAAUGUGCCUGAGAUCCCUUGAUUUCAUUCCGCAGUUAAGAGGCUUUAUAGCACCUGGAUGCUAUUGCUUUAGCUGGGGUGUUCUCAGUGUUAACUAUAGAAUGGCAUGAAUGUUCAGAACCUUCCCUUUCAGAACUUGGGACUCAGAUGCUGGAUCAGACUAAGUAUUAUACCAUAAGGCUUAUAGGCAAACUCCUGGGGGCUGCAUACCAUUGGCGGGCAGAGCCAGAGGCAAAAGUGGGUAGAGCAAUAAAUGUUGCUGUUAUCUUUGUUCGUUCAGUAGGCGAUGUUCAGGCAUGUCGAAAUCAGUUUCUACAUGUACAAACACCCCAUGCAAGGCUCCACCUUCCAUCCUGACAAGCAAGAGCCUUGGCCCAGAUUGAGUUGCAGAGAUUGAUAGACUAUAACAAAAUACUGGUUAAUAGGCCAGGUCUGCACCAUUUGUAAUCUAGUGAGCCAAAUGUAACACACACGCAUAAAUUAAGAAUUGUCUCCUGCCAAGUGCCUUCCCAUCCUCCAGUCCUACUUAAGAAGCAAACUCCAGGAGUCUUACUGCAUUUGGCUUUGAGAAUUGCAAGUUGGACAGACUUGUGAUAGGCAGUUCUUUGCAACGGUCGUGGUGUUAACUUUUUCAGUUUCCAGAGUGAAGAAUUGUUUUUCUCUCAAGCAGCCACAGACAGCAGAAAGGAAUUAAGCCCUUUAAAAAAACAACCUACUGAUAAGGACUUCACUUCUCAUGCAAAUGCGCAGAUUCUGUUUAAAUUGUUUUGAGAGGAAGAUUAAUGGAGCAAAGCUGUUUGAUGUGCUGAGCCAAACAAGUGCUUUUUGUCAAAACUGAACAUGAAGCUUUGAGUAAAUAUCAUAUGAAGCUGAACUGUGUGCGCACAUGUGCGCAUUCUCUCUCUCUCCCUCUCCCCCUAAUUCCAUUACUGAGCUUUUCAUGGUCCUUUUGCAAGAAACUCCUUCCUCAGCUGUCUUUUCCAGCACAGGAACAUGAACGCAGUUCCCUCCUCCUAUCGCUUCUGCUUGUUAUCUCCUUCAUCUGUUUCCUGGCCAUCAAAUGGCACCCGAUGCAUCGCAUCUCUAAAAGAAAAGAAAACAUGUUGCUAUCCUAAUGCCAUUAUACCAAUCUAUGGUGCAGAUGCAGUUGGAAUACUGUGUACAAUUCUGGUCUGACCUGAAAAGGGAUAUUGUAGAGUUGGAAAGGGUUCAGUAAAAGGAGAACCAGAAUGAUGAUGGGGAUGGAGGAAAGGUUGCAGCAUUGGGGGCUUUUUAGUUUAGAGAAAAGGCUACGAAGAGGGGACAUGAUGGAAAAGACUAUUCAUGAUAUGGAGAAAGUAGGCAGACCACUAGAACUCAUGGACUCCCGAUGAAGCUGAACGUUGAAAGGUUCAUGAAAGACAGAAGAUACGGUUCAUAGUUAAACUAUGGAAUUCACUCCUACAAGAGGUAAUGAUGGCCACCAACUUGGGCGGCUUUAAAAGAGGACUAGAAAAUUCAUGGAGGAGAAGGCUAUCAAUAGCUACUAGCCUGGACAGCUAUGUUAUUCCUCGGUGUACACCUCUAAAUACCAUUUGCUGGAAACGGCAGGAGGACAACAUGUUCUUGAUUUCAGGUUCUGCUCAUGGGCUUCGCAGAGGCAUCUGGUUGGCCACUGUGAGAACAGGAUGCUGGGCUAGAUGGACCACUGAAAUGAUCCAGCAGGCUUUUCUUACAUUCUUGGGGCCCUGGUGGGACACCUUGUCAAUUGGUUGUAUAAUAUUGUGACUAUGGUGAGAUAUUCUUAUAUGGGAGGCAGCCUUUUCUUGUGUCUCUACUCACAAAGGAAACAGUGGGGCCUUCUUGCUUCCCAGCACUCCAGGCUCCUGGGCACUGCCCUGAACCCUCGCCUGACUCAUACCACCUGGGGAAACCAUGGUCUGUCUGUCUGCACUGUGUCAGGAUCAUGCACUUUCUUGAGUUUAGGCCAACCAAGUUAGAACUCCAUUUCUGGUUUUGAGAUAGCUUGCUCAAACCUGGGGGGCAAGUGGAGUGCAUGUAGUGAGAAGGGAGCAUGUGACUGCCAUUCCAUGGCUUUGCUAGUAUGUCAGAACUGGGCCUGGGGGUGGCUGCAACUUUCACUACUGCCUCCCUUCAAUUAGAUGUGUUGUUUUGGGGGUUCUCAAUAAAAGCCCCCAAAGCCACUCUGUCUCUUGAAAAUUGUUGAUGUGUGUUUAAAUGUACAUAGCAUUGCUGGAUGUAUAUGAUGGUUUAUAAUAGUGUUUUAUUUCAUUGUUUAAUCACGAUUUUUGUCCAUUGUAUACAUCUUCCAGUGUUGUACUUCUAUAUAGAUCUUUCUGUCUGUGUUAUAGUUUUACAAGGUUAAUACUUGAAUUAAUGCAUGACUUUUAUUUUGACGGUAUUUGGCUGGUCAACUGGCUAGUCUUUCUCCCAUCCUUCCCCACCAUCCUGGGCAACCUCCUGGCUCUUGAAUGAGCAGCUAACCCUGGUUGACAUGGUGUGAUAUUGUCUGCACCAGUAUGUAGAAAACCAAGUUGCAAAAUAAUAGCAUAUUUGGAUAUUGAGUACAGCAGGUUAAAAUAGGGAAUGCUUUUUGGGCCAGUUCCCGUGUGUGUGUGUGUGUGUGUGUGUGUACACACAUGUACGUACGUACACACACACACACACACACACACACACACACAGUGGUACCUCAGGUUACAAAUGCUUCGGGUUACAAACUCCACUACCCCGGAAGUAGUGCCUCAGGUUGAGAACUUUGCCCCAGGAUGAGAACGGAAAUCACGUAGCGGCAGGAGGCCCAUUAGCGAAAACAUGCCUCAGGUUAACAACUGGUUCGGAUUAAGAAUGGACCUCCUGAACGAAUUAAGUUUGUAACCGAGGUACCACUGUAUAUGGAUUUCUAGUUUUCCCUUACCAGCCUGUAGGGGACUCCUUGAGAGAAAGAAACAUACACCACAAUUACUGGGUUUUCUUUCCCAAACUGUCCUGGUUACUGAGUGUUCCCUUCUUGCAUUGCUCUGCAAGGUCAUGUGACCUUUGGAACAGAUGGCCCAGGUGACACUGGCUUGGAGCAUCCUCACUAACGAGGGCAAUUUAACAUGCCACUUGGCGAAGAGGGGGUAGCAGGAUGCGACAGGGCGGGACUCUGCCUCCUUCCUCUGCGUGCCAGGUCCCUUGAGGCCUGAUCCUGCCUGUUCCUCUCCCUCCGUGCCCACGCUUGCCUCCCAGCUUACCUGCUCCAGAUGGGCCACACAGCAGGGAGGACACUGGCAGAAGCAGAUGUGUUUAUUUACCGGAGAUGAAAUGUUGCGCUCUUGCAGAUGGCAGUGCCUUCCAGCAAACAGUGCACUUUGACACCGCGGUUGUGCCACUUCGGGCAGGGGGGUAAGGGGGGGUUGGGUGACUCCUUGCUUUCUGAAUUAUUUCCCUACCCUUCUUUUGCAUGAAAGGCAAACAGUCUUACAAUGGGACUCUGCAGCUCUUGGCAUCAGAGCGAGCAUCUCCUGGUCACUUUGAGGAACAUGCUUUCAUUUCUGGGCUGCUUUUCUUAUUCUGUUCUUUCAGUAUGGGGUGGCAAACAGUUUUUGUAGCCAUUUCCUCUUGUACUUUAGGAAGUGCUUGCUUGUUUGCUUGCUUGCUUGCUUGCUUCCAUCUUAUCACCUCUACACGCAGAGGGCCUUCUCGGUAGCGGCGCCUGCCCAGUGGAAUGCCCUCCCAUCAGAUGUCAAAGAAAUAAACAACUAUCUGACUUUUAGAAGACCUCUGAAGGCAACCCUGUUUAGGGAAGUUUUUAAUGUUUGGUGGUUUAUUGUGCUUUUAAUUCUGUUGGGAGCUGCCUAGAGUGGCUGGGGAAACCCAGUCAGAUGGGCGGGGUAAUAAUAAUAAUACAUUAUACAGCAGUUGCAGAUGGAUAAAACAAAGUUUUAAUCAAACAAAUAUGGCCCCCCCAGCAGAAAAUUGCUGCAAGAAAGGCUAUUCCGACUAAACAUUCCGAAAGUAAGAGCUGUUCAACAAUGGAACAGAUUCCCACAAGAGGUGGUGGACUCUCCUUCCUUAGAGGUUUUAAGCAGAGGUUGGAUGGCAGCCUGUCACGUAUGAUCUAGUUGUGAUUCCUGCAUUACAGGGGAUUGGACUAGAUGACCCUCGGGGUCCCUUCCAUCUCUACAAUUCUUGAGCCAAAUAAUCAUAUAGUGACGGUGUGUGCCAAAAAGCUCUCUGAAACAACAGUGUCUGUGAAAGGUUUGUAUAAACGCUGUUAUAAUGUGCACACACACACAGAGUGUGCACACAUCUGACUCUAGGAUGAAAGAGCAGUGGCUAGUGUUCUGGGUGGGCAGGCCUAUUCCAUCCAGUGGCGUUGCUGGCUCUGCUAGCUGCCAUGGAUCAAUGGCACCAUGUUCUCCCCUUCCCCCCUUUUUCCUGCUGCUGUCCAGACCCCUCUCUAAUCGUGUGACUCUAAUCAGAAGACAUUUUAAAAUGGGCUCACAAACGUUUGCCCUAAGGGCUCAGCAGUCAGAAGGGCAAUGUCCUAUUUUCUCCCUUUGUGCACAAGUCGAAAGAGAUGGGCCCCACAAGAUAUGGGGUCUCUGAUGACGUGGGGCUGUAUAAACCCUAGCAGUGUUUGCCUCUUGGGGAGGGGGAGGCACAUGUUACGCUUCCAAUUCCUGCAGGCAUAAAACCACCAAAUUUGGGGGCUGGGUUAGAAUUUGUCUCCUAGGUUGGGCUCAGUUGAUCGCUCCUUUAAAAAACACACACUAAUAUUUAAAAAUAUGAACACAGCUGCUUUUGUUCUGUGAAACCUGGAGCCAUUUUGGCCCUGCAGGGUUGAGUUUGCCAAGAAGCAAAGCUGCACGCAGAGCUUGGGAAAUGGGGAGGGGCAGCAGCUCAGUGGUAAAAUGGCUGCUUUGCCGGCAGGCGUCCCAGGAUCAGGUAUGACUAGAAGGACUCCUGUUUGAAACCCUGAAGAACUGCUGUCUUUCAGUGCAGAUGGAGAAGGGUGGGGAAACGUGGAGCCCUCCAGAUGUUGGAUUUCAAUGCCUGUCGGCCCCGAGAGCAUGAUGGGAGUUGUAGUCCAGCAACAUCUGGAGGACCACAGAUUCCCCACCCUUGAUUGUAGACCAGUGGUUCUCAAACCUUUUUCUCUGGGCCACACUUUCAGAAUAAAAAUUUGCUUAUGCCACACCAAUUCUUUUAAUUGGUAAGAAAUACAUUGGAAAACAGAAAUAAACAACAACUAGCAGUGCUUGAUUUAUAACAUAGAACACAUCUACUAUGAGGAAGAUUGUCUGGUAGCUUCAUUAUAAAUCUUUGGGUGCCAGGCAAAAACAUUCCUCUUCAACCAGACCUUUGGCUGAUUAACAUUCUAUAGCUUUUUAAAUGUGUUUGUGAGGGGGGUUAUUAUUUUGUUGUUUCUGUUUUAACAAUUUGCGCUUUUACCUUGUUUAUUUGUGCUUUUUACCUUGUAUUUUUAUCUUGUGGACCUCCCUGAGAUCUUGUGAUGAAGACUGAUAUAUAAAUCAAAUACUUUAUAAUAUGCUCACUGGACACCCAGAAGGUAUAAAGCAAAGCAGUUACAUGCAAACAUGAAUUGUUCCCAAAAUAUUCAUAUUCUGCAAAUAUAUAUAUAGAUACUAUCCUAUCCUAUCCUAUACUAUACUAUACUACACUGAAAUGUUUAAAUGUUUCUUUGACUGUCCUUGAAUCUUCUUGCCACACUUGCCAUCCUCUCCUACCUCACCAUUGUAGUGUGCCACACCCUUUGAGAACCACCGAUGUAGACAAUACUGAGCCUAGGAUUAAUGAUAUGACUCUGUGUGGCAGUUUCUCAUGUUCCUGCUGCUGAAUAAUAUGAAGCUGUUGAAUAGAACAUUAAGCUUUGGGAGUAGGAGCCUAUUUAAAAAAACCACCACCGCCUGACCAAGGCUGCACUGUGAUGAGCCUGCCAUUAUAACACAACCCACAGUGCUGCUGGGUCCUGUGGUUGUGUUACUGCACUGUGAAUAUGACAUCGGCUGCCCAUGGUUUGGAUGGGGCAAACAGGUGUUUGGGAGAACCCAUUUGGGAAAAGUUUGAGGUGCCCUUAAACUUGGACUUAAUGGUCUUAUGGGGGCCUCCCUCUUUAGAUUGUAAUGUGUAUUACUUCAAAAUGUGGUAAGCCAGCCCUGCUGCAUUUGGGGAACCCUCCUGCUCAUUCUACUGAGUGGGGGGCCCCUGGACAUCUGCCCCAAAGUCCUGCGCUGACGGCACCAUUGCGUGCCCCCUUGCAGCACCUUGAUUAUAAGGUAGUGGCAAUGUUUUAGAUUAGCAAGUGAAAUUGGCUGGGAAAAUGAAUACUGUGUUAACUAUCUGGUAUAAUAAGGCAUCUGUGUCAUGUUGCUGCUUAAGUCAUUAAAUUUGGAAGUGGUUUUAAUUACAGCGGGCAACUGCUGCUCUAAUGAGAAGAACAGAGAGCAAUCUGGAGCUGAUGCCAAGGAGUGGGAACGUUCGGCAGAUUGGAGCGCAUUCCCAGCAAGGAAAAUCCAAAGUGUUUGUGGCUUUUUUUUUUAGUUUGAAAGAGAAAAUGAGAGAAAUGAUUAAAAGGAAGGGCAUGAGAGAAGCUUACCAGGCAAUGUGUGCUAUGGAUAGAAAAUGGUUUCACCCUCUCUCAUUCUACAUUUUAGGGUCAUCCAGUGAAAUUGGUCAGAUGCAGCAAGGGAAUGGGACUUCCGGCCUCGGGCCAAAUGCAGCCCUCCAGGCCUAGAAUCAUAGAAUCAUAGAAUCAUAGAAUCAUAGAGUUGGAAGAGACCACAAGGGCCAUCGAGUCCAACCCCCUGCCAAGCAGGAAACACCAUCAGAGCACUCCUGACAUAUGGUUGUCAAGCCUCUGCUUAAAGACCUCCAAAGAAGGAGACUCCACCACACUCCUUGGCAGCAAAUUCCACUGUCGAACAGCUCUUACUGUCAGGAAGUUCUUCCUAAUGUUUAGGUGGAAUCUUCUUUCUUGUAGUUUGGAUCCAUUGCUCCGUGUCCGCUUCUCUGGAGCAGCAGAAAACAACCUUUCUCCCUCCUCUAUGUGACAUCCUUUUAUAUAUUUGAACAUGGCUAUCAUAUCACCCUUAACCUCCUCUUCUCCAGGCUAAACAUGCCCAGCUCUCUUAGCCGUUCCUCAUAAGGCAUCGUUUCCAGGCCUUUGACCAUUUUGGUUGCCCUCCUCUGGACACGUUCCAGUUUGUCACUGUCCGUCUUGAACUGUGGUGCCCAGAACUGGACACAGUACUCCAGGUGAGGUCUGACCAGAGCAGACUACAGUGGCACUAUUACUUCCCUUGAUCUAGAUGCUAUACUCCUAUUGAUGCAGCCCAGAAUUGCAUUGGCUUUUUUAGCUGCCGCGUCACACUGUUGGCUCAUGUCAAGUUUGUGGUCAACCAAGACUCCUAGAUCCUUUUCACAUGUACUGCUCUCAAGCCAGGUGUCCCCCAUCUUGUAUUUGUGCUUCUCAUUUUGUUUUGCCCAAGUGCAAUACUUUACAUUUCUCCCUGUUAAAAUUCAUCUUGUUUGUUUUGGCCCAGUUCUCUAAUCUGUCAAGGUCGUUUUGAAGUGUGAUCCUGUCCUCUGGGGUGUUAGCCACCCCUCCCAAUUUGGUGUCAUCUGCAAAUUUGAUCAGGAUGCCCUUGAGUCCAUCAUCCAAGUCGUUGAUAAAGAUGUUGAAUAAGACCGGGCCCAAGACAGAACCCUGUGGCACCCCACUAGUCACUCUUCUCCAGGAUGAAGAGGAACCAUUGAUGAGCACCCUUUGGGUUCGGUCAGUCAGCCAGUUACAAAUCCACUGAGUGGUAGCAUAGUCAAGACCACAUUUUACCAGCUUCUUUACAAGAAUAUCAUGAGGCACCUUGUCAAAUGCCUUGCUGAAAUCAAGGUAGGCUACAUCCACUGCGUUCCCUUCAUCCACCAGGCUUGUAAUUCUGUCAAAAACGAGAUCAGGUUAGUCUGACAUGACUUAUUUUUCAGAAAUCCAUGCUGACUAUUGGUGAUCACAGCAUUCCUUUCUAGGUGCUCACAGACUGUUUGCUUAAUGAUCUGCUCCAGAAUCUUCCCUGGUAUUGAUGUCAGACUGACUGGGCGGUAAUUAUUUGGGUCCUCUCUUUUCCCCUUUUUGAAAAUAGGGACAACAUUUGCCCUCCUCCAGUCUGCCGGGACUUUGCCUGUUCUCCAGGAAUUCUCAAAGAUGACUGCCAGUGGUUCUGAGAUCACAUCUGCCAGUUCUUUUAAUACUCUUGGAUGCAGUUCAUCUGGCCCUGGAGACUUGAAUACAUCUAAACUAGCCAAGUAUUCUUGUACUAUCUCCUUAGUUAUUCUGGGCUGUGUUUCCUUUGCUGAAUCAUUUGCUCCAAAUUCUUCAGGUCGGGCAUUGUUUUCUUUAUCGGAGAAGACUGAGGCAAAGAAGGCAUUGAGGAGUUCAGCUCUUUCUGUGUCCCCUGUUUGCAUUUCACCAUCUUCUCCUCUGAGUGACCCCACUUUUUCUUUGUUCUUCCUUUUGCUACGGACAUACCCAUAAAAGCCUUUUUUGUUGCUUUUAACCUCUCUAGCAAGCCUGAGUUCAUUCUGUGCUUUAGCUUUUCUGACUUUGUGUCUACACGUGCUGGCUAUUUGUUUGAAUUCCUCUUUGGUGGUUUCCCCCCUUUUCCAUUUUUUGUACACAUCCUUUUUAAAUCUUAACUCAGUUAAAAGUUCUUUAGAUAGCCACCCUGGCUUCUUUAGGCACCUUCCAUGUUUCCGUCUCAUUGGUAUUGCCUGACGUUGUGCUUUUAGUAUCCCCUCUUAACAAACUCCCAGCCAUCAUGAACUCCCUUUCCCUUUAGUAUUACUGUCCAUGGGAUCUCACCCAGCACUUCCCUAAGUUUUAUGAAGUCAGCUUUCUUAAAGUCAAGAAAUUGAGUCCUAGUAUGCUUGGCUGCUCCUUUCCGCUGUAUAGUAAACUUCAGAAGAGCAUGAUCACUUGCGCCUAAUGAUCCUUCCACUUCUACCCCAGUAACCAGGUCAUCAACAUUGGUUAGGACCAGAUCUAAAAUGGCUGUUCCUCUUGUUGCUUCUCCCACUUUCUGGACAAUGAAGUUGUCUGCAAGGCCAGUGAGGAAUCUGUUUGACCUUAUGCUCUUGGCUGAGUUUGACAUCCAACAAAUAUCCGGGUAAUUGAAGUCCCCCAUUACUACUAUCUCCCUUCCUUUUGCAUGCUUGGCCAUCUGUUCCAGGAAGGCAUCAUCUAUGUCCUCCGUUUGGCUUGGGGAUCUAUAGUAAACUCCCACAAUGAGGUCACUGUUAUUCUUCUCAGCCUCUUUGUCUGCUGCCUGCAACUGUCCCAGGCUGCGCUUUUCCCUGGCCCUGCAUUGUACCCUGUUUUUCUUCUUGCCUAGCUGGAAUGUGUCCUUGAACCCUGAUAACACCUGUUGCUUGUCUAAAUGGAGGAUAGAGAGGGGUGUGUUGGCUACUAUACAAAGAUAGCAUUUAUACUUGUUACUCUGCUGACUUUUGCCUCUGGUCUCGCCCACCACUGGGUGGCCCUCAUAAGGUUGCUCAGGAGGAAAUGUGGCCCUCAGGCUGUGAAAGGUUCCCCAACCUGGGCUUAAAGGUUCUGGCAUGGCAAAAGGAGGUACCGUAUUUUUCGCCCUAUAGGACGCACUUUUUCCCCUCCAAAAAUGAAGGGGAAAUGUGUGUGCGUCCUAUGGGGCGAAUGCAGGCUUUCGCUGAAGCCUGGAGAGCGAGAGGGGUCAGUGCACACCGACCCCUCUCGCUCUCCAGGCUUCAGGAAGCUAUCCACAAGCCUUGCGAGCCCGGCAGGAGUUCCCGCUGGGCUCGCAAGGCUUGCGGGCGGCAGCCUGCAGCCCGAAGCACGGGGCAUGCACCCCAGGCUUCGGGCAGAUAUCGGGCAGACCCACAAGCUUGGGGAACAGUGGGGAGGUGGAGCGCCGCCAUCCCGCUGUUCCCCGACCUGGUUUGGAGCCUGGCAGUGGGGAGAAGCGCGCUUCUCCCCAUCGCCAGCCCCACAAGCUCGGGGGACAGCAGGGAGGCGGAGCGCCGCCAUCCCGCUAUUCCCCGACCUGGUUUGGAGCCUGGCAGUGGGGAGAAGCUGGCUUCUCCCCAUCGCCAGCCCCACAAGCUCAGGGGACAGCGGGGAGGCAGAGCGCUGCCAUCCCGCUGUUCCCCGACCUGGUUUGGAGGCUGCCAGCCCCACAAGCUCGGGGGACAGAUAUCCGCAAGCCUGGGGAGACUGCCGCGACUUCCUGCCGGGCUCCCUAGGCUUGCGGAUAGCAGCCUGUUCUGGGGGCUGGGGUCGGGGGAAGCUCGGGCAUCCCCCGCGCCUGGGGGGGAAAUAAAUUUUUUUUGCUUUAUUUCCCCCCAAAAAAACUAGGUGCGUUCUAUGGGCCGGUGUGUCCUAUGGGGCGAAAAAUACGGUAGUUGAAAAGCAUGGGGGAGAGGAUAGAACCCUGAGGCACCCCACAAGUGAGAGCCCAGGGGUCUGAACACUCAUCUCCCCACCACCACUUUCUGAACAUGGCCCAGGAGGAAGGAGCGGAACCACUGUAUAAUGGUGCCCCCAGCUCCCAGCCCCUCUAGACGGUCCAGAAGGAUGUUAUGGUUGAUGGUAUCAAAAGCCACUGAGAGAUCCAGCAGAACUAGGAAACAGCUCUCCCCUUUGUCCCUAGCCCACCGGAGAUCAUCGACCAGCGCGACCAAGGCAGUUUUAAGUCCCAUGAUGAGGCCCGAAUCCCGAUUGGAAGGGAUCCAAAUGUAGCUCUCUUUUAUAAGUGAAGAAAAAUGUGACAUUCAAAUUAAAGGACUGACACUUCGUAUUUUCUGUUGAGCUAUCCACCAUGACCUCCAAAUCAGUUUUCAGAUUAGUUGCUACUUUAAACCCUGUCAAUGUUUAUAUAUGUGAAAUUGGGAAUUUUUGCUGCAGUGUGCAUCAUGUUACACUUCAUUACCCUACCGUGGCCCAACUAGCAUCUCAUGACUAACCAUAAUCAGUAGGCCAAGAAUAAGCCUUGGCUACAAAUCAGUUUGUUGGGAGUGAAACAAACCACAAUUGUUUCUUCCCACUACAAGCUCAGAGGAGUGAAGUGGGGUAAGGAACCGUUUUCAGCCUGCUGUUUACCUUGCGAUUGGCAGAGGCAAAAGUGAGUGGAGCAACAAACAUAAAUUUUAUACUGUAGGCUAGUUUCUAUACAAGCUCACACUGUCCUCCCUGGACUCCAUCCAGGCAAGCAAGAGGCAUCAACAUUUCAAGGACCCGUUUCCAGUCAAGCUAAUGGAGGAUGCAAAGCAGAAUGGUUGAGGGGUGUGAACCUGAGAGGGUCUCAAGAACCAGACAGAGAAACUAAACUCUACUGGAUUUGAUCAGUCUCCCGCAGCAGAGGAGACCCAUUGACAUUAACUUAGACCUAACUUAGUAAUGUCCAUUAACUUCAGCAGGUCUACUCUGAGUAAAGCUAGCAUAAGAUACAACUCCAUGAAUCCUGAGGGAUGCAUUUCACCCUGUGCUUGUCCCAUGACAGCUUAUCUGCACCUCCAGAUUGGAGGCUGUGUAGCUCUGAAUGCCAGAUGGCUGGAGGGCAAGUUGAAGGGAAAGGCUCUUGCCUCUGGAGGCUCCCAGAACAUGGAGGUGCCUGGCUGGCUGCUGUUGGUCACAGGACGCUGUUGCCUUCUUCAGCGUAUGCAGUCACUUGAUGCCUUUGCAUGUACCAGUGGGCCACCACAAAGCGAACACUUCGUCUCACUUCACCUCAAAAUGCAGGGUUCCUCAACUGAGUCCAGUUCCCGCUUUGAGCAUAGGGAAACAAAGUCCACGGCUUUGUGCACCAGGCUGCUGUGGGGCUCCUGGCCUCAAACCAGAAGGGUGCUUCCAAGGGCCAAAGGAGCUCUAGGACAUAAUGCUGCAAUUUUACAUGAUACAGAACAAGGUUUCUUGAUCCUCUCGUUGCCGCCCCCCCUCCCCUUCACCUUCUGGGAAUGCAAAGACUGCUGUGUUUGUGCACAGAAUGAAAGCCUCUCUCCCUCCACCCGCAGGCAGGCAUUUAUACACUUCCCCGUUAAAGUGCUGCUCCGUACGAUGAUACAUUUAAUUAUAGGUGGCACUGCCUGGCCUGGGUCCAAAGAGAGGCUGUCAGUUCCUCUCUCGUUGUCCACGCUUAGUAGGAUGCCUUCCUCGCGCCCACUGCGUCCCCCUCCCCUCCAUGGCGACUUUGGCUUCCGCCAGAUGUCACACCGCCACUCCCGCCCCAACCUCUCAUUGCUGAUUUUGUGUUGUGUGCGUGCUUGCGCGUUUUGGUGUGGCUGUCACCACUCUUCCCUUCAGCUGUAAAUUCUGAAGGAUUUCACGCUCUUCCUAAUCACUGCAGUUAUUUUAAAUCCAGCAGUAGAGGCAAGAAUCCCACUCCUCAAGUUGGCAUUGUUGUUGCUUUUUAUGCACUCUUGUUUGACUCUUCUUAACCAGCCUUCCCUUAAGCUGAACUUUUUGAAGUGUGCUUUUAGAAAAUAAGCAAAAAAAGGCAGUGUUUUAUUGGGGGGUGGGUCUGCAACGGGGGGAGCUGAUGUGAUUAUGGGAGUUGUCAUCCACAACAGGUUGCCUACCUUGAGUCUAAAAUCCACAUGAGCCUUGGAAUGUUUUGUGCAAGGUGCCCAUAGAUAGGUGACGACUGUAUUUAAUGUACGUUCAAAUUCAUGCUCCGUCACAACACUUGCUGGAACAGCUGUGGUCUUGGCUGGGCCCAUCUCACAGGGUCAUUGUGUGUACCAAAUGAGUCAAAGAUCAUACCACAGUUCCUCCUCCACACCCAGGAAAGGGAGGCCUGGCUCUGGUGUCAGCUCAUACAGAGAUGUCGCCGGUUGCCCUGUCUCAAUGUCUCAGUACUUUGUGCUUGUUGGAUCCUUGAUGAAACUGCUUCUAUUUAUCUGCGCUUCGUUUCUGGGUAAAUGCAGUGGUGUGAUUCCUUCCCAUUUUAUAAAGACAGCAUGCUGAUUUUGCUCUUUGAAAGACUUUGGGCACCACUGGUGCAGAAGAGAGCUUUAUGUGCGACCUGAACAGAACCUUUGAGGAGAAAGGUUGGAACUACAAUUAAGUGUAUAACACAUUAUGACCUGGAGAUGCCCCCCACCCUUCUGUUCUUGGAUGGUUUUAAAAGAGGAUGAGGCAAAUUCAUGAAGGAUAUCAGCGUCUACUAGGCACAAUUGCUGUGUAUUGCACUCCAUCUACUGCUUGAGGCAGUCUCCUUCUGAACACCAGUUGCAGGGGGACAAUGUUGUGCUCAGGUCAUGCUUUCAGGCUUCCCACAAGCAUCCAGUUAACCCCCGUGAGAACAGGAUGCUGGACUAGAUGGGCCAUGUGCCUCAUCAAUCAGUGCUCUUCUUGUGUCCGUAGCAACUAACUUUACCUAGCAGCAAGUUAAGUUUUCUUGCAAGUGUUGUUAGUGUGCCCCAGCACAGUGCCUUAACAGUGGGUGCGUGGAAAGGCAGACAGCCUAAUAGCAGGACCUUGGGUAAACUGAGCUUGUAUUUGGAGUGUGAUGCCACUACAUUCAGUGACUGAUCUCUCUCUUGCAGUGUGUGGUUCCCCUGCAUACACUCACAGCUCUCCCCCCCCCAAAAAAAAACAAAAGUAAGGGAAGAGGGACUAUGACUUUUUAAGGCAAGGGGCUUGAAAUGUCUUCUGCAGUUGCCUGUGUCAAAAAAGCAUUCCCAAGAAAAGUGCUGCACAGCUGCCCGGGUCUAAUUAGUUUGCACAUCAUUUAUGCAUGUAUGCUUUGACAUCUGACACAGACUCGGGUAGAAGUUGGUGUUUAGAAGCCACGUUUGUGGCCCGGAACCCGACUCUCCAAUUACAAGGUAGCUUUGACUUGCCAGCUUCUGCAUGUGCAACAUGCUUAGGCGUAAAUAAGGGGUGUUAACAUGGGCUAAUUAAAUCAAUGUUGUUGGAGCUGGGGAGCAACUUGCAAUCUCGGAAACCCUUCUGACAUUCUUCCGUGUUCUUCUUUUAAAAAAUUCCUUUGCUUGUAUGGAGGUUUCUUUCCUGAUACUUUUAUAAGCAUCCAUCUGGUAGUGUGCAGAGUGGGAACCGGAACUAGAACAGAACAAUCAAAAGCUGUGAUUUGACAUAUUGGAAGUGAAUCCCAGUCAUUCUUUCCCUCAACUUUAUAUAUUUAUUUGAAUAUUUAUAAACCAUGCUUUCAUAUAUAUCGCAAGGUGGAACACAGAAUAAAAACACAGUUUGAAUAGGAAAAUCCUGAAUCAUUAUUACUUGCCUGCUCUGUUCCUGAAUUCUAAAGCAAUUAAAUUGAUCCCUUUUAUUUUAUAUAUCUCUGUCUACUGCUCCAAUUUCGUCUUAAGACGGUACUUAAGAACUGACCUGGACAAUUUGUGGUGGGUGGGGCCCACAAACGUUCUCUGUGACAGCUCAACAGCAGUUUGUAGUUGUCAGCAGAGGUCUUGUCCUUGAUUUUAUUUGAUUUAAUAGUUUUGUAUUACUUAAUGCCUUAGUUUCUAAAUCAUGUACAACAGAAAAUAUUAUGGUUGCAUUCUGUUGGGGGAGCAAUUGAAGACGAUGCUGUGGUGUUUGCAGCUCUUUUGCCUGUGAUGUUAUUCUUGACACAGCGUACUUAGCUGAUGUAUUCAUCCUUAUACAUUGUUGUUGUUUUAAAAAAACUAAAACCAAUGACUAGUUGCACAUUCAUAAAUGUUUGGUCUGAUGACUGCAGAGAGUUGAAUAACAUCAUAAACACAGUUUGGUCCUAAUAUAGUUAGCCCUUUGUGGCACUCUCUUUCGUGCUUUGAAAAAAUGCAGAAUAUUGAGAAGUCAUUCUAUGAUAUCCAGAUCAGUGUUCUAACAGCUUCUUUUGCUUCUUUUACAGACUCCUUAUCAUGUCAACCUCCUGCUGGCAGGCUUUGAUGAGCAAGAUGGGCCUGCCCUUUACUACAUGGAUUACCUGGCCUCUUUGGCUAAAGCUCCCUUUGCAGCCCACGGUUAUGGGGCCUUCCUGACGCUCAGCAUCCUUGAUCGCUACUAUAGACCAGGUAAGCACAUCAAAAUCGUAAAUUAUUGGGGUUGGUAGUAUACCCACCCACGGUUGUAUUUCUAGGCUGCCUUUUAGGGCGUAGCUUUCACAAAACUGUGUACCCAAUAUAAGAUGCAGCAAGUUACAUACCAUAUAAUCAAACACUGUUUGGUCAUAUCACGAAAUACCAUUGGAGACAACAGCUUUAUAAUCAAUACAGUCAAUAUGAAAAAUUAGUUAUGACAAACCGAAGUCCCUCCAGAUAUCAGUGGGAGUAAGGAACAACUAAGUUAGUCUGGAUUUAACCCAUUCCCCCACACUAUAAUAGGAACCUCAUCACUCGCAGCAUGGCCAUCCUUGAUGGUACAGGCAAAUGAGGCAGCCUGCCUUAGCUAGGGAAGCACCCUGAGGAAAGAGAGAUUUAUUUGCUUUUUCAGCUCAUAGCUCAAAUGCAGAUUGUAACCUGAGUUCAGAUUUCUGGUGUCCAAGAAUCUGGGAGAUGAUGUGUUGCUUCUGUUUCUGUUUCUGUUGCUGAAAUAUUACCCUUCAUAUGGGUGUCACAGAGCAGUUUGCAGUAUUAAAAAAAUAAUCAGGCCACAAUAUGAUAGGAGCAGCUGGUGCAGUAGAGUGGUAGUGCAGAGCUGUCCUCCUAGCACCGGCAUUGCUCCCACUAACGGUGAAGAUGCAGGGCAGUAGCAAGGUCAGCCCAGUGCUGGAGCUUUGUAGGAGCCAAUCUAGUGCUCCUGCCAGUGUGCCCACACAGUCCUGACCUUGCCAUCACCCCAGUGCCAUCCCAGUAAGUUGUGGCAGCACUGGUGUUGCAAGGGCACCUUUGCAGCAUCACCCCAGCAACAACGUAUGAUCGUUAAGUUACAGAAAUUUUAUGGAUCUUCUGUUGACUCUUGAUUAUCAGGCAUGCAAUGAGAUUUGUUUGGGUAGGUAGUGGCAAAAUUUGAAUUUGCCUGGAACACCAAAAAUCUCUGGAUCAGUCUUGAUAAGGAGGCAAGAAGAGAUGCAGUGGUCGGAUCUUCCUAACAGCCGAAACCCUUUCCUAGCCCCCUCCCUGGCUUUUCAGUCUUCUAUGGAUGCUACCAGUAUUCAUUUCCAAACUGCAUGAGGGCUAGAAGCUCAGAUUUUCUAAAAUCCAGAUAUCAGGUACUUCUGUGAUGAGUGUGCAGAUGCACAAACACAUACAAUCUUUUGAUGAGGGUUUCAGUAUCUCCUCCUUGGCAGUUAAUAGAAUUUGAGUGGUUCUGAUACUAAUUUGCUCCCCCAACUUAACACCACUUUACUACGACUUUUGAUGUUGAAUGUUUUCUUAUUUCCACUUGAUAUCUUAAGAUGCUUGAUUUUAGUAUUUGAUAGUGUUUGAUGGUUGACAUGCAGUUGUAUUUAGUAUCUGACUUUAUUCAUUUAUUUCAUUUAAAGCAUUUGUACGCUUGAGCUUUUCCUCAAGCUGGAGGAAACAAAAUCAAGCUCUCAUUUAAAACAAACAAACAAAAAAAACCCAAUUGCACAGUGCUGAAGACCAACAGAUUGCCCUGGAGAUCAUUGUCAUUGAUCUCUGCAACAUCUGAAGUGGUAAAGAGAAUGGCCAUUUAGCUAGUGGUUAACCUGCAGUAGCGCAGAAUGUUUUGUGAGAGUGGACAGUUGUUACAUAGCCGAUGCCUGUAAAGGAAGCAAGUUUAAUGCACUCUAAUUCCAAAACUUUGAGUUAGAAUUUUGCAAUCAUGCUGUAGAUCUGAAUCUGAAGAUAAGAAGAGCCCUGCGGGAUCAAGCCCAAAGGCCUAACUGCUCCAGCAUCCGGUCCUUACAACGGCCAGCCAGAUGCCUUUAUGGGAAGCCUGCAAGCGGGACAUGAUUGCAAAUGCAACUCUUCCCUCUGCAGUUCCCAGCAACUGACAAUUACUUACUUCCUCUAACAGCGGAGGCAGCUUUGUAUUCAAACUUCAGAGGGCAAAAUGGAAAUUCUGACAAACUUUGAAAAUAGUUGCUAAUAUUUUAAUGUUUUUAGAUGCACUACAUGUUUUAGAUUUUUUUAAUACGUUUUUAUUUUAUUUUAAAUUGCCUUGUCUUAAUAUGUUGAUGUUUGCCACCUUGGACUCCUUUGGGAAGAAGGGUGGGAUACAAAUUUAAUAAAUAAAUAAUAUUUGUGACCAGCUGUUGAUUGGAGACCAGCCUUGAAGAAGCAGGAAGUGUGCAAAUUCUGCCUUUUGAUUCUCUGCUUCCUUAAAAUUUCAUUUUAAAUGGGUCUCCUUCCACUUACCCCCCAUGAUUGGUGGCAGCAGAAUUAUGUCCCCCCCAGCCUAACAUGUUGACAGUUUGCUGUCUCUUUCCCGCCCACCCCACCCAAAAGCAUGGGCAAACCAUUUCUUCUAAUGUGUGAGAAGAGCUGGGGCACUUCUCACACGUGCCAUUUCCAUUGUUAAAAAUCAGUACCCAACAGGGAACGUAGCACUUAAAGGCCAGCCCUCCUGACCUCCCCUCUACACAUGCACACACACACUCCUUUGAGUGAUUUGCAACCGGCUGUGGACAGAUGGAGCUGAUUUAAUGUGGUAAUAAGCUCAAGAAGGCUGAGGUGGCCCAGCUCUUCCAGCGCCUGAGCCCCUGGCCGUGGGAGGCAGGACUCUGCCCGGCUUCCCGUUAGGGUGGAACAAAUCGAUUUUUGACGGCUCGUUGGGCAAGGGAGCUGGGCCACAGGUGAUCCUUCAUACAUGUGGAACGAGUUUUCUCAGAGCUGGGAAAGAGCCUUUCGUUCCUUUGUGCACAACUGAAAAGCUGUUCGGACUUCAUCAGAGAGAUUUUUAGGAGGCCAGGAGACUUGGCGACUAAUUAAAGCUGUCUGUGGUGCUCUCUUUUCCUCCUGCAGGUAUCACCCGUGAAGAAGCAUUGGAGGUUCUCAAGAAAUGUCUGGAGGAGGUGAGUGACCUGCCUUGCCCAGGAGACUAAUGUUUGGUUGCCUUUGUUUGGCCAGUGAUUUAACUCUCCCCCUUCCUUCUCCUGCUACAUCUCCCCCGCUAAAAAAAUUAUUCUUGCCACAAGGGGAAAUAAAUACAGAGCAGCCAGAUGUGAAAUUGGUUAGUGGAGAAUAAGCAUUCCUUGCUCUCCCCACCCCAACCUUCUUAGUUUACUUCAUGGUUAGGUAGUAAAGUUUAGAAUUAUUGACAUUUUAAAUUUCUGGUUCUUCCACAAUUAAUAUUGAUAAUCCAUCCUUCUGCCCCUUUUGGGGGAGGUUUUGCUCUUUGUCCAAUUCAUACAUUUAAUGGUAUCAUCAUUACUUUAAAUUAGAGGAAGAAAACUUUUAUCAGCCUGAGAGCCACAUUUCCUUCUGAACAACCUUCCAGGGGCGACAGAUCUGCAUUAGAGUUACUAUAUUGAUCAUUGAUUCUAACAUGCACCUCUUAAUGUAAGAGAUGCACAAAGGCAGGCAACUAGUACCCAUAUUUUACAGGUGAGGAGCACUGAAGCUAAGAGAUAAGUGAUUAGUGUAAGGUGAGCAAUGGCAUGGAUCCCAACCCCUCCAGCAAAAAAAAAAUCCGUUCGGGUGACAUUCAUGUAAGGGUUGAGAAUGGACAAUUUUGAGACCUGUUGUUUGCCUGAGUGGCUGAGGGAAAGGAGAGAAGAUGGGGACAGGAGCCAUUAUUCUGAAGUCUGUUGUUUGCCCCUUCUCCUUGAGAGUGAGGACGUUCCGUGUGGUAUUGCCCUCCUUCUGGGUUAAUGGCCCUAAAUACAAAUUUAUGGUAAUAAAAUGUCUAUUUAUUUACUUGUUAAUGCUUUAAUUAUUGGAAGUCCAAAAUCACAUGGUGAUCUCUGCCUGCCUUCUGCCUCUCCCCGCAAUAGAUGAUAGCUCCCUAAGAAUAGGAGUAAACUUUCACAGGGAACAUUUUGCUCAAACUUUUUGGAUUUCUUAGUUGGGUGCUUGUUAUUGCCAGCUGCUCACGCAGAGGAAAUGAGACAGUGCUGGGCUGCUGAGAGUUCUUGCAAACAUUUAGGUGACUUUCUAAAAACAUUUAACGUAAACACAACUCUUGUUUCCCACAGCUUCAGAAACGCUUCAUCCUGAACUUGCCUUCAUUCAAUGCUCGAUUCAUCGAUAAAGAUGGCAUCCACGAUGUGACUAAUAUACCACUCUUGACAGCAGAGGCUUAAAUGCCCAGACUUUCCUCUUCCUGCCUCCAUUUGGCUUUUUUUGUUUUUUACUUGUUUGAAAUCCAGAGUUCAUUUACUGCACUUUUGCAAAUACAAAUAAAGAUCUUCUGUUAU
Podarcis lilfordi (Lilford's wall lizard) is the source of this 28909-nucleotide messenger RNA. Lineage: Eukaryota; Metazoa; Chordata; Lepidosauria; Squamata; Lacertidae. The record is from the annotation of a GenBank genome assembly.